Messenger RNA from Ictalurus furcatus (blue catfish), 5809 nucleotides. RefSeq names its product RING finger protein 11-like. The coding region runs from base 593 to 1057 and encodes 154 amino acids. The record is from RefSeq and is a predicted model, not a curated record. The transcript is spliced from 3 exons. NCBI's taxonomy places the organism in Eukaryota, Metazoa, Chordata, Actinopteri, Siluriformes, Ictaluridae.
AGAGAGAGAGAGACGACAACAACAACAAAGAGUGAAGUUCUCUCCACGUGCGCAAACAAGAGUGACGUCCACAACAACCCGUCCAAUCAGACGACGAGUUUCCGUGUGCGUCAGAGAACAACACGGUGACGUAUGCGUGUUGUCUCCUAGCAGAGGAGGAAACGGAGCAGGCCGAAGACUUCGCGUGUAAAACAGCUCGCGAGAAAUAUUAUUAUUAGCGAAAUAUUUAUUAGAAUUAUAAAGAAAAUCGAAUUUUGUCGAAUUGCGUCAUCGAACGGAAAUGACGUGACUCCAGUUCGUGAAAACUUCAAGCUUUACCGUUCUGGCUAGUCUGUGCUAGCGUGCUAGCAAUGAGCUGCUGUUUGUUUUGAUAGCAUGGUUUUAUUGUCAUCCAAAAAUGAAUGAGAAAUCCUAAACAAUUCGCUGUAUAUAUUAUUAUUAUUGUUGUUAUUAUUAUUAUUUUGAAGUAGUAUUUAUCUAAUAAAGGAGUGUGUCAGAGAGAGAGAGAGAGAGAGAGAGAGAGAGUGAGUGAGUGUAGAGAAAGAGAAAGAGGAGCGCUGAUUAGCUAGCUGUCAGACUAACAGUAGUGACUAUGGGAAACUGUCUGAAAUCCCCGACAUCGGACGACAUUUCGUUACUGCACGAGUCUCAGUCGGACCGAACCAGCACCGGGGACGGAGCUGAGCCCGAGUUAGAGCCUCCUCCGCCUUAUGAGGAGCAGGCCCGCAUGCCCGUGUACCAUCCCACACCCAGCCAGACAUGUCUGGCCACCCAGCUGACCGAGGAGGAGCAGAUCCGCAUCGCUCAGCGCAUCGGCCUCAUUCAGCACCUGCCCAGAGGAGUGUUCGACGGAGGGAAGGACGGCUCAGAGAAGAAGAUCCGCGAGUGUGUGAUUUGUAUGAUGGACUUUGUAUACGGCGACCCCAUCAGGUUCCUGCCCUGCAUGCACAUCUACCACAUGGACUGCAUAGACGACUGGCUCAUGCGCUCCUUCACCUGUCCUUCCUGCAUGGAACCAGUCGACGCCGCGCUCCUCUCCACGUACGAGACCAACUGACCAUCAGCUGCAUGUCGCCAUGCUCUCUGGAGAGACCUCGUCCUCGUCCUCCUCCUCGUCCUCCUCUCCGGUUCUCAACAUCCAGCAAAGAGCGGCCGAAGGCCUCCGUCGUGUCCCCGGCCGCUCUUACUAGUUAAGGGGUUAGUAUAGAGGCCAAUCUUCGAAGAUACCCAGCGCACACACUCACACACACUUAUUUUUCUUUAUCUCACUGCUCAUGCACAUUCUUUAUCAGUUAGUCGCCAUUUAUUUCGGUAUAUAUUUGCAGCAGAAAUAGAAGAGAUUGCCGAGGACUGAAUAUCUCUGGUCUCGCGUUAGAGCAGAAGUCUAUAUUCUCAAGCACUUAUCGGCUUAUUUUGAGCUUCAGUAAUCGGACACUUUUUUUUUCUUCCCCUUCUUUUUUUUUUUUUUUUUUUUACGAACCUGAAAUGGCUGUUCUGAAGAAAUGUGACGCAGUUCUCCGUUGCUUUGACUAAACGUGUAGAGUAGGUGUAGGCACAGGGGUGUACAACAAUCUCCCAGAACGUGUGCGGAUUAUAUCCCAGAAAGCUUCUUUGCUUCUGAUUUAAUGCUUAUGAGAGGAAGGGCUCAGUAAAGCAAGCUUUUAUUACAAUAUGCAUCACUUAUAUAACACGUGCCCAUUCAUCCAUACAACGUACACAUGAACAGUAGUUCUGUCAGUGCACUCGUUCUGAUACGUCACCGUUUCUCUAGAAACCUUGUAUGACGGACGCUCCUUAUGAAGGGAUAGUGCGGGGGGGGGGGAGCAUCCAGUGAGCAGCAGGUCUGUGAACGGAAACGCGUUGUCGAUGAGAACGGCUAGACUGGUUCGAGCCGACAGGAAGGCUGUGCCGACUCGGACAACCACGGCGAGCAUCUCAACACGUCAAUCAUUUCCACUCAUGUCAGCCAAGAACGGGUAGAGUUUUGCAAAGAGUCUCCAGUGUCAGUAAGUUUCCCACCACUGGAAAGUCCUCACUACGCCUUGUGGUUUCCCUGAAGCGUAAGAAGCUCUUCUUAACGUCUAGACAGAAUAAACCGGAUGCGGAGGUUCGACACUAAAUGGUCGACGUGACUAAAUGGAUCAAAACGUAAACAUAAAAUGUAAUCCUUGGCAAAGUGCUGUCGUGUAAGAGGAAUAAAACGCUCCAGGACUUGCAUGUAUUAAAAUGAAAAUAAUCAAUCACCGCACCUUCGCUUCCUUUCGCCUUGCGUCGCAGCACGCUGCCGUUUAUCCGUUUUCCCGCACCAGCACACAGCGAGGGUUUUAUUCCCGACUCCGAAUGUCGACGUGUUCGCCCUGACGCACGUCACGUCUUUAAGCCUUUACCGAUCGAGGUUUCUGUUUCGCGUGACGCUUAUUUCGGAAGAUAGUUGUACACCUCUGAACUCCGGUCACACUACAUGACGGAUCUUUAAAUCUCCCACAGACGCACAGCGAAAGCUGGAACACAUCCGCCGAGUGUUUCCGCGCUCUCGUCGGGUCUCUUCUCGAUCGUUUUAUUGCCAAAGGUGCAGAAAUAUACACAGGUAACUCGUCAAAAGGGCUCAGUUGUGCAUGGUGAAGGGGGGGGGGGAUUUUUGGUCGAACCAAAUGACUACCUGUCUCAAUCUACAUUAGAAAUGCUUGCACAUACAAAAAAAAAAUACUAGUACGUACUAAACCUAGAGAUUUGCACUUUACACACGAGAAUUAUGAUGAUAAUGUAUUUAUGUAGAACGUUCCGCCCCCCCCCACCCCCCGUUCUUCUUUAUCUGUCAGUAGUGCUGAUGAUUUUCUCAGAUGCAAACAGAGCAGGUUAUCUACAGCAGGGUCCGAAAGUCUGAGAGCGCCAGUGAAAAUGCGUCUAUUUUGCACCCUUUUCUAAUUUUAUGCAGCAGUUUUCAUUACAAAUGAUACCAUUGACAACAACUCGAGUGAAAGCGAAAAGGAGAAUCCUUACACGAAUUAUUUCUUAGUAUUUGGAACGUCCACUCUUUUUUAUUAUUCAUUUAUUUUUUUUGCGCUUUAACGAGAGCGUGCACUCGAGCUGGCCGGAUCGGACCCGACGAAGUCGGUGCAAAACCUCCUGAUCCGUUUGAGAUCAAAUUCCAUCGGAGUGCCGUCUGAUCACACGCUCCGAUAGAAGAGAUUAGGACGUCCGAUCUUUUGUACAAAGCUGUUAACACGGUCAAUAUCACACGUUCAAUUAGCGAGCUAGAAAUCGUGCCGAAUCGUGAAUAUUAACUAUCCAACAUAUCGAGCCUUCUGUUUCGAUCCCGGAUUUUCAGUGCGGUCUCAGACUUUUCGGAUCCCGUCGUAUCACUUCCUUUUCAUUUGUAUUAUUCAGAGUCACUUAUUCCACAAACCUAACGAUAUCCAGACUUCUUUAUUAGUUGUUGAAAUUACAAACUGAUGCUGUUCACCAUGGCGGCUUGAGCCACGGUCAAUAAAAAUGCAGACUAUUAAACAAACGUAAGGGCUCUCGGCGUCUUUUUGCCUUUGAAACGAAGCGGAGGUGAUAUAACGACUGUACGGUUUACAGGUUUUCAAAGUGUGUUGCUUGUGUGUGUGUGUGUGUGUGUGCGCGCUUUUACUCCACCAAAGUGGAUUGAGUGCAUUGCAAUUCACUCUUAUUUCAGUAGUUUCCAGUUACUAUGAUUACAGGACAAUUCAUAUUAAAUGUCACGUGUUAUAAUUAGCCACAUCCACCAAUAGCAGCGUGUAAAUUUACACCACUGUCGAUUUCAUUUUCUCUAACAGCACUGCCUUGACCUAGUGACUAAUCCCAGGUUUAUAUCCAUGCACUGGUUCUGAUUCGUUAUCGCUUCUGUAGUAAGCGCUCAUGCAUGCCGUGGAUGAUCCAUAUCAUUUAAGCCUAAUGGUAUUGUUAUUGGACAUAGAGUGGUGCUUGAAAGUUUAUGAACGCUUUAGAAGAGUAUAAAUAUGGGGUAAAACAUUGAGAUUUUCACACAAGUCCUAAAUGUAGUGAAACGAGACAAAAAUAUAAUACUUGGUCAUUUGUUUAUUGAGGAAAAUGAUCCAAUAUUACACAUCUGUGACUGGCAAAAGUAAAUGAACCUCUUGGAUUAGCAGUUUAAUUUGAAGAUGAAAUUAGAGUCAGGUGUUUUCAAUCAAUGGGAUGAUCAUCAGGUGUGAGGGAGCGUCCUGUUUUAUUUAAAGAACAGGGAUAUAUCAGAGUGUGAUCUUCACAACACAUGUUUGUGGAAGUGUAUCAAGGGACGAACAAAGGAGAUUUCUGUGGAACUCAGGAAAAGAGUUGUUGAUGCUCAUCAGGCUGGAAAAGGUCACAAAACCAUCUCUAAAGAGUUUGGACUCCACCAAUCCACAGUCAGACAGAUUGUGUACAGAUGGAGGAAACUCAAGACUUAACCUCCCCAGGAGUGGAGACCAACAAAGAUCACUCCAAGAGCAAGACGUGUAAUAGUCCACGAGGUCACAAAGGAACCCAGGGGAACUUCUAAGCAACUAACGUCCUCUCUCACAUUGGCUAAUGUUAAUGUUCAUGAGUCCACCAUCAGGAGAACAUCGAACAACCAUGGUGUGCAUGGCAGGGUUGAAAAUUGAAAGUCACUGCUCUACAAAAAGAACAUUUCUGCCUGUCUGCAGUUUGCUAAAGAUCACGUGGACGAGCCAGAAGGCUGUUGGAAACAUAUUUUGUGGAUAGAUGAGACCAAAAUAGAACUUUAUUGUUUAAAUGAGAAGCGUUAUGUUUGGAGAAAGGAAAACACUGCAUUCCAGCAUAAGAACCUUAUCCCAUCUGUGAAACAUGGUGCUGGUAGUGUCAUGGUUUGGGUCUGUUUCGCUGCAUCUGGUCCAGGACGACUUCAUCAUUAUUGGAAGAAUAAAUUCGGAAUUAUACCAACGAAUAGUAAAGGAAAAUGUCAGUACAUCUGUUCAUGAACUGAAUCUCAAGAGAAAGUGGCUCACGCAGUCAUUCUACUAAAGAACAGUUAAAGAAGAAUAAAGUGAGUGUUUUUGGAAUGGACGAGUCAAAGUCCUGACCUGAAUAAAAAAUAGAAAUGUUGUGGAAAGGACCCGAAGCAAGCAGAUCAUGUGAGGAAAGCAAGAGGUUCACCUACUUUUCCCACUCACAGAUAUGCCAUAUUGGAUCAUUUUCCUCAAUAAAUAAAUGACCAAGUAGAAUAUUGUCGUCUCGUUUGUUUAAUUUUGUUCUCUUUAUCUACUUUUAGGACUUGUAGAGUAUACAGAAAAUUCACAAACUUUCAAGCACCAGUGUAUGAAUAACUUAACCGUUUCUCUGGUGAGGUUUUCUGUAAGGAGAUAUUUAUUUAUUUAUUUAUUUAUUUAUUUAACAUUUCAUGAAAGAAGACGUCAGUCGGUUAUAGUCCGCCUCGAGGGAAAGACGGACCACGGGUCAGUCUUCAGGAUGGACAGAUUCGAGGCAGGUGAGGCAGCGACUCUCCAUAGCUCUGGAUAAAGGACUUGCAAACAGUCGUUGCCCAACGUUAAACAUAACUACAGAGCCCUCCACUAAUAUUGGCACCCACAUAUUGUUUGAUAUCCAUAAGAGCAGAGUAUUUUUGUGAUUUUUAUUUAUUUUAUUAUUUAUUUAUUUUUAACAAAAGAUCAAAAGGUUAAAACAGUAAAGACAAUUUUUCACAGCCGCCUUUGCUCAUAUUUACCAAGGGUGCCGAUAUUAGUGGAGGGCUGUGUAUAAAUGGAUAAAAGUACUACAUAUUUGGGUUUAAUUGCAAUUGUUGGUGAAGCCUGAACGUGAGGGGGGGGGG